Hordeum vulgare subsp. vulgare (domesticated barley) is the source of this 3543-nucleotide messenger RNA. RefSeq lists its product as uncharacterized. The coding region runs from base 1 to 3222 and encodes 1073 amino acids. NCBI's taxonomy places the organism in Eukaryota, Viridiplantae, Streptophyta, Magnoliopsida, Poales, Poaceae. The transcript has 3 exons. The record is from RefSeq and is a predicted model, not a curated record.
AUGGCAGUUCCAUCCUUGCCAGAGAAGGACCCGUCGAUGUUGAGUCUUGCCCAGCCGGCCGGCCGGUGGUUCCUCCCAUCCACGUACUGGUGGCUUCACCAGCUGCUGGCCGUGUGGUUUGCAUGCAGAAACAAAAAAGACCCCCUCUUCGCGUGGCGGCAGGCGCGGCAGGCGACACGUGGAACCUGCCGCCACCAGCCGAGGCGGCUGGGGCCUGCCGCCACGGCGCGAGGCGGCCGGCCUGCCUUUCCGUUGCAGCUCGCCCGCGACGUAACGGGCACAGAGGCAGUGUACCCUUUUUUGGAGGAUACGAGUAGUACUGCACACAAGUCCAUCUUUAUUGAUGGAUGGCGAGGGCUUGGUGCUUCGGCGGUGCUUAGAGCCAUAGCCAAAGAACCUCCACCAUCUCUGCUCAACAAAUUCAACAAGAUCAUUCAUGUCGAUUGCUCGAGAUGGAAAAGCCGAAGAGCACUCCAGAGGACAAUCGCACAAGAACUGAAGCUUCCUCAACGGGUCAUGGAUAUUUUUGAUAGACAAGAUGAAGAAGAUGAUUUCGGAGGGAUAGAUGAAGGGUCCAGAGUUGAUAUAGAAUUGGUUGGGAGAGAGAUCCUUCAAACCCUUAUGGGACAAAGUUGUUUAGUGAUCUUUCAUAAUGGAAGCAAUGGCAUGGUUAAUAUAAGUGAUUAUGGCAUUCCUCAAGGAAAACUUUACGAUAAUAAGGUAUUGUGGACAUUUCGAGGAAGGUUUCGGCUCAACUCACGAAUUAGUGAGAAGGUGGAUACUUCUAAUUUGUUCAUUUACAAUGACUGGCCGUAUAAACGUUGGAAUUAUUUGCUCCAAAAUGAGACUAGAGAAAUUGCUGGGUACACUCAUAAUGUUGGUGCAGCAGUUGAAGAGUGUUGCUUGUAUCUCCUGUCAUUAAAUUCUCAAGGAGGCAACAUCAUGGACUACAACUGGGCCACCCAUGCUUCUAGCUAUUGGGUCUGCGAUGGAAUUAUACAUGGAGGUCAGGGUGACGAAGCAUGGGAGGUUGCAGCUGCUUUGCAUCAACAAAUAAAUAUAGAGGAUUAUUCAUCUAAUGUUGUGCCCUCUUUUGGUGAUGUACUAGAGACUCCUCCGAAACGGUGGAUAUUGUCCAAGGACAGCUCUGUUGUACAUCCAGAGUCAACGUCAUUUUUCCUUGCUGCAGUUGCAAGCGAGUCUGAUCAUCCAUUAAGACCCUUACCUAAUGACAUGUUCCAUCAAUCGAACAAGCUUCGUGUGCUCAAGUUAUGCCGCCGCACCUUCAGUUUCUCUUCACCUCCUUUCAGCUGUUGCAAUAGCUUAAGGUUCCUUGGAUUAGACCACUGCAAGGAUCAACAUGAAGAAGAUGAGAAGCAAGGUAGACCAACAAUGCAAAUUUUUCAUAGCCUAUGGGUACUAGACAUAUGCCACACUGACUGGGAGUUGGAUUUAUCGACAGAAAUAACAGAGCAGAUGGCUGCAAACAUUAGGGAGGUACAUAUAAAGAAAGGAAGGAUUUGGUGUCGCAGUUUUGCAUGGAGACAACUGCAGAACCUUCACAAGCUUCGAGUAAUUGAGCCCACAUCCCCUUGGCAGACAUGUGAAAUGAACGAAUUUAAAGAUAUGGUGAAGAUGGAGUUCCUCGAUCUAUUUGGGAAUAGUACAAUACAACUUUUGCCAUGUCUAUCAGGGGCAACAAGACUCAGGAUCUUGGUUCUAGAUGGUUGUAUUGGGCUGAAGACUGUUGGCCCAGAAGGACUCCCUGUGUCACUUGAAUCAUUCAGCUUAGAUGUGUGUACAAGAGUGGAUCAAAAUGAGCAAGCCAAAAUAUCUCGUAUCUCUUUGGCUGGUUGUGGAAGAUUGUUGAAGUUCAUAUUGCGUGGAUCACUUAAAAAACUUGAGGAGCUAGAUCUAUCAGGCACACUGGUAAAAACACUUGACCUCAAAGAAGUGCAUGCCCAAAAUCUCCAACAAAUAAUUCUACUGGAAUGUUUGCAACUCCAUGCCAUUAUAUGGCCAGAAAAGGGUCUACCAACACUUACAGUGCUGCACAUUGGUUCCUCGGUCAGCCCUGUUCAAACAACACUACAUAAAGUGUAUGUUACUAUGAUUGACAUAAGGUUUUUUCGGUCCUUGGUGUUACAAGACAAUGCCCGAUUCUGUUGGAAGAGCAAUAGGUUCCAUCUCAAUCUUUUUGUCCCUUGUACGACCAAUGUUAACGGACAAAGCUAUAUGAAGGAGAAGAUGGGCCCUGGUAAUAGUGGGCAAAUAAUGGCCCCACCUCGACGGAUGUCAUUAGCCCCCAAUACUUACAACACCUACAUUGAUGCCUCUAUUGGCAACAUAAUUACUGACCAUCAAUACAACAAUGGAAUGCAGUUUCAGCCGUCAGGCUGUCAUGUUGAGAUUGGUAAGGGAAUUAGCAAUGCUAAAGUGGAGAGUGAACAAAUAAUAAGGGCAACCAUGUUUGCGAUGAAUAACGUUGAGUCGUUGCAUGUGCAUGACAAUUCUUCCAUCAUCAUUGUCAUCCCUGAAUACAUGACGUCCAUUGAUGGUACGGCACUUGGUUGGCGACAUCUAAAACAGUGCCAUGUGGUGAGAUGCCCCAAGUUGCACACAGUCUUCACCCCUAACUAUGAUAGAAUCUACCCCUUUGAAGAAAUAGAAACCUUUUGGGCUUCUGAUCUCUUGAAUGUUCACUGCAUUUGGAACAAAGGAAGGACCUUCAGUGGCACCGACAACACUUCAUUUGCCAAACUGAAGAGCAUACACUUGUACUCUUGCCCGAGGCUCACAUUUGUGCUCCCCUUGUUGAUGGGUAUUCAAGGAUCAUAUUUGUCCAACUUAGGAAGUCUUCACAUUGUCAAAUGUGGUGAUCUAAAGGUGGUGUUUCCUGUUCAUCCUGACCUCAAAGAAGAUGUACUUGGGUUCCCAAGACUGAAGCACAUCCACCUGUAUGAGCUCUAUAAGCUGCAACAUAUAUGUGGGGUCAAGAUGCAUGCACCCAAGCUUGAGAGGGUGUGGCUCAGGGGCUGUUGGGGUCUCAGGCGCCUCCCAUCAGUUAGCCUAGAUAGGGGCCCCAUUGUAGACUGCGAGAAGGACUGGUGGGAGAAGCUGGAGUGGGACGGACUGGAGGUCGGCCAUCAUCCUUCCCUCUUUAAGCCGCGCCAUUCAUCCCAUUACAAGAAGUCUCUUCCUAGAGGCUCAGUUCUAUGGUGAAUCCACGUAGCCGCUCAGGAUUGGUGGUGGCUAACACAACGGCGAAGUCUUGAUGCUCUCUCGGCUGCUGUCGUUGCUGCAACGGUGCCCUCAGAUGUUUGCCUACAAAGUUUGUGUCUGCUGGUGUGUUUUCUGAAGAAUAAAUUCGUACAAGCUUGAUGUUGUGGGUGUGUGCACGCACCUGCUCAACUUUGGUUUUUGUGGGUCUGUGUGGUUUGCAUUGUGGUUAUGUGUAUGGCUUUAAUAAGAAGGGUUUGGUGAGCCUGUAGCACGUAAGGUCGGUCGCACAACCCCAUUGGUGUGCCCAAGACUUUUUUUUUG